Molecule: messenger RNA, 6630 nt
Organism: Diaporthe amygdali
Lineage: Eukaryota; Fungi; Ascomycota; Sordariomycetes; Diaporthales; Diaporthaceae
Exons: 4
Coding region: 1-6630 (2209 amino acids)
Biological process (GO): intracellular signal transduction; cAMP biosynthetic process
Molecular function (GO): protein binding; adenylate cyclase activity; magnesium ion binding
Source: RefSeq, a predicted model, not a curated record
AUGACGAGAGAUGAGCCCUCGCGAUUCAGCUCAGUGACGAGCGCGAGCACCGAUAGCAACGCCUCCGACCUCACCGUCAAGCCACUGCCCGCUAUCCCUAGGCCAAAGGACAGGGACAGGGACAAAGGAAAUGCACAACCAGCCACUCAAGGCUUCUCCUCCUCCUCCUCUUCCUCCUCCAAAGGCCCGCGCAAGGCCACCCCGAGGCUAAAGACAGACGAGAAUGGGAACCUAGUCAAGUCCCUCAAAGACUCUAGAGACGCCGAGUCUCAGCCGCAGAUCUCGCCGACGUCCAGGCAGCCCAACGCCGCCCUUGCCCGUACUUCUUUGUCGCCGGGCCCUUCAUCUUCCAAUGCCGUACACAGAAUGAGCGACUUUGCCAAUUACCGUCGCGACCUUGCUGUUCUCGAGCCCGCCGGGAGUCGCGCCCCACAGAUCGUGCACAACCCCCCCUCGACGGCCUCUUCUUUCAUGCAACAGGUUGCGCCCUGGAUGGUAGGUGGAAGUAGCAGUAAUGGCAACAACCCGUCCGUCUCCCCUCCGGCCAACGGCUCCGGCGUCAUGGCCACUACCUUCUACAACGACUCCAGCGACAACCUCUCGUCCGCUUCGCAGAUGUCUCCCGCCUUUCGAUCCGCUUCGGUCAGUGCGGCGCGCCCCACGCAGAAUCCCACCGGCAGCGAAUCACCCCCAGCCGAGAGCGCAUCAUCUGCAUACUACAACGAUGAAAGGAGGCCCUCCAUCGCCAGUGUCACAACAACUGCGAGCAGCCAGGCCUCAAAGAACAGCGGCCAGAGAGGAGGGGGCCUGAGGAAGCUUCAGGGUUUCUUUGGCGAGGAAUUCCCCGGUCGAGACUCUUCAGAGACCUCCUUACCGCCUUCCUUUGCUGGAAAGGAGACCCGCUCACACUCGUACAGCCACGCAUCUCGCCCCCAUCGCGACCGCAACUACUCAAACGCUACAGACCAUACCCGAGAUGCUUCACCAUCCUCAUCUAGGCCAAGGACACCAGUGCCAGCACCUGAAGUCGUUCCGUUUCUCUAUCAGGAGGCUGAGGAUAUCGCGCGCUACGGCGAAGCACCCGUCAGGGGUGUCCUCGCCGGCCCUGACCGUGAACGCUACGCCGCAGAGAACGGUUCCCAGAACCCCCCAAAGACCUCCUCGUCCAGCCGCUCCGGUCACUCGAUAGUGCAAGGACAAGGAGCAUCGCACCGACACAAUAGAAGCAAUGACGAUCCCCGAGCCCUGCGGCCAUCGAUAAGCAGGGAAGAGUCGCAGGUCAACGCCGCCAGCACGUCAAAGGGCGGUGCAAACGCGAUGUACGGCUCCCGAUCCCGCGCGCAGAGCCCCACGCCCAGCGGCCACAGUAGUGUUGGGAUGAAGAAUGGGGCCGUCGACGGACCUGCAUCGCCGGGACACACACACCAGAAGAAAGGCCUCUUCAACAGAUUAAGAGGCAAGAAAGAGAAAGACGACCUCGGUCCACCGCUCAGCAAGAAGCUCUCAACUUCGACCCAGUCGCUCGGAUCGACAUGGAUGCCCAGACCUUCGGUAUCGCGCCAGGACGUGACGAAGGACGACGGCCCCUUGCCAUAUGGCGAGAGGUGGUCUGCCAUCGGUCAAGAGCUUCCCAUCGAGCCCCAGCAGCGCACACGGCCAGACAAUGGGCGACAGGCAACUUUCAACAACAAGUUCCCUUUUUCCAAGAAAACCCGACCCAACAAACAGCUCGACGACGCGGAAGACUUCAUUGGGCCGACCGACCGAUCAAACGAAAAGGGGACUUACUUCAAGCUUGAUACUGACCUAGACGACAUGUCAGGCAUUGUGACCCGACACGCACCACUCACGCCGAUGGCCCCAGGUGUCAUGACCAACAACGAAGCCGAAAGAGUCCAGGCACAGGCAAAGAAUGGUGUCAACGGGGUGUGGAACGCGCCAGACAGCUGGGCAGUCCGUAAGACGGAGCAGGACGUGCCGUCUCAUGCAGCAGAGCUCGAGGACGUCGGCAAUCCACCUAGGCCCGAAGAGAAACUCACGCCGUACUGCAUCCGGGUCUUCAGAUCAGAUGGUACCUUUGCAACAUUGCAGAUGGCUAUAGACUCGUCUGUCCAAGACCUCAUUGGCCAAAUCAUCAAGAAAUCAUACGUUACGGAAAGCCUCGACAACUACCACAUCGUCCUCAAGAAGCAUGACUUGGUCCGCGUACUCAAUCAAGUUGAGCGUCCUCUUCUCAUUCAGAAGAGGCUUCUCCAGCAAGUCGGCUAUGAAGAACGGGACAGGAUCGAGGACAUUGGCCGAGAGGACAACAGCUAUCUGUGUCGCUUCCUCUUCCUCUCAGCCAAGGAGAGCGAUUUCCACGCGAAAACUCACGAUCUUGGCUUUGGUCGGAUGCAAAAGUUCAACCACAUCGAUUUGGCGGGUCGAAACCUCAUCACUAUUCCCAUCUCGUUAUACUCAAAAGCUGCCGAAAUCAUUUCUCUCAACCUGUCGCGGAAUCUGUCCCUGGACCUACCCAGAGACUUCAUCCAUUCCUGCGUCAAUCUCCGUGACAUCAAGUACAACAACAACGAAGCCCGCAAGCUGCCGCUUAGCUUUAGCCGUGCCAACAAGCUCACAUAUCUUGACGUCUCGAAUAAUCGAUUGGAGCAACUUGAGCACGCAGAGCUCAACGGGCUCACGGGCUUGUUGAAGCUAAAUCUGGCCAACAACAGGCUGAAGCAUCUGCCUCCUUACUUCGGAGCUUACCGACAGCUGCGAACUUUGAACAUUUCUUCGAACUUCCUCGAAAAGUUCCCGAGCUUUCUUUGUGAUCUGGAGAGCUUGGUGGAUCUCGACAUGAGUUUCAACCUGAUCAUGAAUUUCCCAGCCAACAUCGGCAGUCUCAAAUCCUUAGAGCGCCUCGUCAUCACCAACAACAGACUCUCUGGCGCACUUCCUGACUCAUUCAAGAAUCUGCUGAGUCUGCGAGAGCUCGACGUGAAGUACAACGCUAUCUCAGCUAUCGAUGUCAUAUCCGAGCUCCCGAAGUUGGAGAUCAUGACAGCAGACCACAAUGCUAUCUCGCAAUUCAUCGGAAACUUCGAGAGACUACGAAGUCUCAAGCUCAACGCAAAUCCGAUCACCAAGUUCGAGAUCACCUCUCCUGUGCCGACACUCAAGCUUUUGAAUCUUUCCAACGCGCAACUUGCGAGCGUUGAUGAUUCCUUCCAGAACAUCUUGAACCUUGAGCGGCUUGUUCUCGACAGAAAUUAUUUUGUGUCGCUUCCUCCUCAAAUUGGCAAUCUGCGCCGCCUGGAACAUUUCAGCAUUGCGAAGAAUUCCAUUGGGGAGUUGCCACCGGAAAUCGGCUGCCUUCAAGAGCUGAGAGUGCUCGAUGUCCGUGGCAACAACAUGAGGAAAUUACCCAUGGAUAUCUGGUGGGCAAAUAAAUUGGAAACACUGAACGCGUCGUCGAACGUGCUGGAGUCGUUCCCAAAGCCAGCCUCUCGACCACCGCAACCUCCUGGCGAGCCGGCGUCUGCUGCUCCUUCAAUAACGUUGAAGCCGAGUUCCUCCGGAGGCCUGAGCCCGUCUCCUAGCGCGGAUGACCUAUUACCUGACGGGACGCGCCGACCAAGCCAAGCUUCUAGUACGCUCUUGAGUGUUGGGCCAUCCCCAGUGCCCGCAGGACCGGAUCGCAAAAGUUCAGUGGUGUCGGUGUAUGGCAAAGGCGGUCGCAAGACGUCUGUCAUGUCCAGAACCACCACAAGUCAGAGUAACACUCCCGUGCAAACCCCCAUGCCAACUUCACGCAAGGACUCCGGCCUAUCCUCUCGGUUGACAAAUACUUUCGCCGGUUCGAUGAGGUACCUCUACCUGGCGGACAACCAGCUCGACGAUGAUGUUUUCGACCAGAUAACUUUGUUGAGCGAACUACGACUUCUUAAUCUCUCCUACAACGACCUGAGCGAUAUGCCCCAGAGAUCGAUCAAGAGUUGGCCGCAACUCGUGGAACUAUACCUUUCUGGCAACGAGCUAACCACACUUCCUGCCGACGAUCUGGAAGAAUUCAAUUCCCUCCAGGUUUUGCACAUUAACAGCAACAAAUUCACAAAUCUGCCCGCCGAUAUUUCCAAGGCGAAAAAGCUGGCGGUCUUGGACUGUGGAAGCAAUUAUUUGAAAUACAACAUUUCAAAUGUGCCGUAUGACUGGAACUGGAACCUCAACCCCAACCUGAGGUUUCUCAACCUCUCCGGUAACAGACGCUUAGAGAUUAAGCAGACUGUGUUUGGCGCUGCGAAUGCGAACCGUGAGCAGUAUACCGACUUCAGCCGACUGCUCAAUCUUCGCGUUCUUGGUUUGAUGGAUGUUACUCUGAUCCAGCCGAGCAUUCCUGACCAAAGCGAGGACCGUCGAGUCCGAACAUCAGGGUCGUUGGCCGGGUACCUGCCAUAUGGCAUGGCAGAUACUCUCGGGAGGAAUGAGCACCUCUCAACCAUCGACCUGGUUGUUCCCCGCUUCAACGCGGCAGACACCGAGACGUUGCUUGGUCUUUUCGAUGGCCAAGCCCUUUCCAGUGGAGGCUCUAAGAUUGCCAAGUAUCUCCAUGAAAACUUUGGUCACAUAUUCUCGAUGGAGUUGAAAGCGUUGAAGACAAGACUGAACGAGACACCCGUCGAUGCGAUGCGCCGAGCAUUCUUGUCCCUCAACAAGGAUCUGGUAACCAUCGCAAUCCAGCAUACGGAAGACCGGCCUCUGACGGCCCAUCGGGGGUCGGCACAGCCAGUUGUGCUCAGUAAGGAGGACCUCAACUCUGGUGGUGUAGCUACAGUCGCGUACCUUCAGGGGCAGGAACUCUAUAUUGCCAACGUUGGUGACGUGCAAGCCAUGCUCAUCCAGUCUGACGGAUCCCACAAAUUCUUGACCCGCAAACACGAUCCGGCCGAGCCCAGCGAACGAUCCCGCAUUCGAGAUGCCGGUGGCUGGGUAUCUCGAAACGGAAGGCUCAAUGACUUGCUCGAAGUAUCCCGUGCCUUUGGAUAUGUCGACUUGAUGCCUGCAGUACAGGCCGCACCACAUGUUUCACACAUGACUGUCAAGGAGCAAGACGAAAUCAUCCUGAUAGCCACGAAGGAGAUCUGGGAGUACUUGCCUCCGGAACUGGUUGCUGAUAUCGCACGAGGCGAGCGCCAUGACCUCAUGCGAGCGUCGCAAAAGCUUCGAGACCUCGCCAUGGCGUACGGGGCAACGGGGAAGAUCAUGGUCAUGGUGAUGAGCAUCGCAGACCUGAAGAAACGGAACGAGAGAUCACGUCUUCAUCGUGGUCAAAGCAUGUCCUUGUACCCAUCCGGCAUCACGGACGACAUCCUGCCGCGGGAGCCGAGGAAGCCAAAACGGGCGGCGAAGGGGGCUGAUGUUUUGGAUUCCGACCUGCGGCGACUGGAGCCCGAGGUUCCUGCGCCAACAGGCCUCAUUGCCAUUGUCUUCACCGAUAUCAAGAACUCUACAAACCUAUGGGAGACGUAUCCGGCAGCCAUGCGGUCUGCUAUUAAACUGCACAACGACGUCAUGAGGCGACAGCUGCGGCGCAUAGGUGGCUACGAGGUCAAGACUGAAGGUGAUGCCUUCAUGGUGUCUUUCCCGACAGCAACAUCGGCGCUACUGUGGUGUUUCUCUGUGCAGAUGCAGCUUCUUGACAUUAAUUGGCCUCAAGAGAUGCUCAACUCAGUUUCUUGCCAGCCCCUCGUCGAUAAAGACAAUAACCUCAUUUUCCGAGGUCUUUCGGUGAGGAUGGGCACGCAUUGGGGCGAGCCGCUUUGCGAGGUCGACCCCAUCACUCGCCGCAUGGACUACUACGGACCCAUUGUCAACAAAGCCUCGCGUGUGUCUGCCUGCGCUGAUGGCGGUCAAAUCACAGUCUCGUCUGAUUUCAUCUCCGAGAUACAGAGAUGUCUGGAAACCUACCAAGAGCCCGUCAACAGUGUAGACGAUACAUUGGAGGAUGACAGCUUUGCACUAGCAGUGCGCAAAGAGCUACGGUCACUGAGCUCCCAGGGCUUUGAAGUAAAGGAGAUGGGCGAGAAGAAACUCAAGGGCCUCGAGAACCCGGAGGUUGUCUACUCGCUGUACCCACACGCCCUGGCCGGCCGUAUCGAGCAACACAUGCUCCACGAAAGGCAGACGUCUGGUGAUGUGGAGAAGCCCUUGCCAGCGACCGUGGCGCAGGGUGGCGAGCUUGCAUUCGACCCCGAAGUGAUCUGGGCACUGUGGCGGGUUAGUCUCCGGCUUGAGAUGCUCUGUAGCACACUCGAGGAGGGCUCGGACCGUGGUCUACAGCCACCCGAGACAGAGCUUCUGGACCGCAUGAAGCAAAGAGGUGGUGAGGUCACGGAGCGGUUCCUGGUCAACUUCAUGGAACACCAAGUAAGCCGCAUAGAGACGUGCAUCUCGACGUUGACCAUGCGCCACCUCGCCGCAGGUGGCGGACAGAUCUCGAAGCUCGAUGACCUGCGGGCUCCCAUGACCAACGUCCUGGACAUCAUUGCCGAAUCGAUGGCGGAGCUCCAGCGAUAUAAAGACCGGUUUGGCGAGCUCGACGAGAUGUCGGUGGUCGAAGACAUCUCGGGCAGUGACACGGAGCAGGAGUGA